CUUGUGCAAUCAGAAUCUGUUGGGGAAAGCGUUUCGUUUGACGUCACCUCACCCGAUAGCCAAUCAGAACGCUGCUAGCUUUUCCUCUCGGUGGGCUGGGUUAAGUCCAGCGGAGACGCGAUCUCUAGGAGGAGGCGGCGGCGGUCGCUAAAGUCAGGCUUGUGUAUCGCGAUAAGGACCCCCUCAACCGCGGUGACUGGGAGGGGCUCGGAGUGUGCGAGCACGCCCCCGGCAACCAGGUCUAGAAAACAAUCUCAUCCAGAAGUACGUCUUCAAACCAGAGACUGCACUGACAUAAGCCACAUGGAUUAAUAAGGGAUUACAGAAAGGAGGGAGACAAACUAAUCGAGGGGAGGGGGGCAGAGGGCUGCAAGACAUAGUCUGCUCCCCUCACCCUCGAGGUUUGGAGGAGGAGGGGAGGCGACAACCAAAGGGAAGCCCCUGGAUCAUAAAGAAGAACCAAGCUUCAAUCCUCAUUUUUAUCCUCUUACUGUCCCACCCCUUCUUUUGUUUUUUGUUUGUUUGUUUGUUCCCCCCCCCCCUCUUAUUUCAAUAUGUUUCUUUUAUCUAUCCCGCUUAUUUUGUAAUUAGCAUGGGGAGAUAUAUUUCAUAGUAAUCUAUCCCUUCACCCCUUAUCCUCCUUCCUAUUUCUCCCAUUCCCUCCCGGCUCUGUGUGGGGCUAUGCUGCACCAUCCAGAUCCCUCCCCCCAUCUCCACGAUGCCCGCAGGAACUGUCAAGUCAUUUAAACCCAGCAAGUACAUCCCUGUGGCUGCAGCAACAGUCUUUCUGGUGGGAUCAACUACGUUGUUCUUCACAUUCUCAUGCCCCUGGCUUAGUGAAGAGGUGUCCCCAGCACUUCCUGCUUAUAACGCUGUCAUGUUUCUCUUUGUUUUGGCCAAUUUCAGUAUGGCCACUUUCAUGGAUCCUGGAAUCUUCCCUCGAGCGGAUGAAGAUGAAGAUAAAGAAGACGACUUCCGUGCACCACUUUAUAAGACAGUGGAAGUACGAGGCGUACAAGUUCGCAUGAAGUGGUGCUCAACAUGCCGCUUUUACAGACCUCCCCGAUGUUCACACUGCAGUGUCUGUGACAACUGUGUGGAGGAAUUUGACCAUCAUUGUCCCUGGGUAAACAACUGCAUUGGACGCAGGAAUUACCGUUACUUCUUCCUGUUCCUGGUGUCUCUAACGUUACACAUAAUGAGUGUCUUUAUCUGCGGCCUUUUCUACACAUUGGGGCAUCCUGACCAGCUGCGAGACAUCCCAGCAGCUGUGACUAUUUCUGUGAUGUGUGUGGCUGGAUUAUUUUUCUUUCCUGUUGCUGGCCUUACUGGCUUCCACAUUGUGCUUGUGUCAAGAGGUCGUACCACAAAUGAACAGGUCACAGGGAAGUUCCGUGGAGGAGUAAAUCCUUUUAGUGAUGGCUGCUAUCGAAAUGUAAGCCAUGUACUAUGCAGCUCUCCACCACCCAGGUACCUUAAACGUAAUCACACUUAUUCAGUGGUCUCUGUUUCACCACCAUUUAUCCGUCCGGCAGUAUCUGAAAGUCAGAUUGGCCUUAAAAUCCUGGACAAUGGGGUGCAGAGUCCCCCUCAGCACUACCAGUCACGGAGCAGUUUAGAGUUGACAGAGUCUCAAUCAGCUGACGCGGAUCCACCUCCACCACCAAAACCAGAUUUAAGCCGAUACGCAGGACUAAGAGCACAGCUAAUCCUGGGAGAAAGAGAAGAGAGUGCUCCAUUAAAUGCAGAGAGCCCCCCUACUCCCACUAUGUACAGAUACCGUCCAGGAUACAACAGUGGUCCAGGAUUUAGCAGUGGUGGAAGCAUACCAUCAUCUGGAGCCAAGCUCUCUCGUGUAGACAGUCUUCAGGACUCUCCUGUCCCUACAUCGGAUCUAUCCCGGCCCCCAAGUUCUCGCUCUGAACCUAGUCUGGAGCCUGAUCCUUCCUGUCACCCACCACCUGCUCGCUCCUCUAGCUUACGGUCAGCUACAGGUGGUCCUGGACCACUGCCAUCUCUUCCUUCUGAAGGGACAACAUCCACUUCCUACAAGAGUCUUAAUCAGACACAGAAUGGCAGCCUAUCGUACCAGAGUUUGCUCAGUCCCUCUGAUGAAACAGAGACAGAAACAGCCGGAAUCUCCUCCCCCUAUCUUUCAACCAGGGAGCGUCCUCGUCCAGCCUGUCCUCCUCCUAUUGCCCCUCGAUAUGGCAAGCCUAGGAUCAGCCACCACCGAAGUGGGGAUACAGAUGUAGCCGCUCUGCCCCUUCUAACACUAAAGGAUCAGUCUCCUGUGAAGUCUCCGCAUUCUCGCAGUAAUGGCCAGGCUACUGUCUCUCCUCCGGUUAGCCCAUCACGUCCAGGGGGCGUAAAGACUGUAUCCGGUGUGGGUGGAACUACAUAUGAGAUAUCUGUAUGAGAAGACGAGACCUUAGAGACACAGAGACUGUCACAAAAAGACAGCACACCAGCGUGAGCAUCAGAGAUGGCCAGUGCUGGCACUUUCCUGUCUGGCCCCUACUGUUCAGUUGCAGCCACCUGUGGGAUUUUUGAGAUUUUGCUUUGGGUUUUUAUUAUGUUUCUAUUCAGAUUUUAAUACCCCCUUUCUGUCCACAUAAAUCUGAUUUGAUAGUACAAGUCCACAGUGGACUCACAGGGCAGUAUUUGUCUGGCAAAUAUUUACUUUUGUGGUCUUUUUGGGGAGUGAUCUUUGUUAAUGACAGAUCAGUAAUUCCCUUUUUUCCACAGUGCUUUUGAUUUUUUUUUUUUUUUCUGCAUCACCAGAGGAUUAAUGACCCUAUCUGUCCGUUACCGAUGAUAUAUCUACAGGUUAUCCUGUGAGGAUUCAGGAGUAGGAAGUUUUUUUCCUCCUCUUAUGAUGUGUGGAUAGUGGGGGCACUACUCUUUUUAAUGUUUAUACUUUUUAUUUUUCUUUAUCUGAGAGGGGAUGUGAUCUGCACAAAUUUAUAAAUACAUAUAAAUAUAUAUAUAUAUUAUUUUACAGUUGGGGCGCAGGCAAUAAAUCUCCCUUCCCCACCUCCCUGACAAGGGUACUUUGAGGGAGGGUGCCUUCAUUUUUAUUAUUUCAUUUACAAAAAUGAAUAAAAGACCAAAAUGCGGAAA
Molecule: messenger RNA, 3123 nt
Organism: Pelobates fuscus (common spadefoot toad)
Lineage: Eukaryota; Metazoa; Chordata; Amphibia; Anura; Pelobatidae
Gene: ZDHHC5
Product: zinc finger DHHC-type palmitoyltransferase 5
Exons: 12
Coding region: 719-2419 (566 amino acids)
Biological process (GO): protein palmitoylation
Cellular component (GO): plasma membrane
Molecular function (GO): palmitoyltransferase activity
Source: RefSeq, a predicted model, not a curated record